GCCGAGUGCUCGAUCGAAGUACCGGGGUACCUUUUUUCCAGAAAAACAAACACACUGCUUUUUCUACCCGUUACUGCAGAUGGUCGCAAGGCAGAUGGUGCCGGCGAUGCCGCUCACAAUAUUUGUUGUCAUCCUUCGUAUUUCUAGAGGGGGCGAAUCCUCACCAAUCGAGUGAUGGGUGGUCGAUCCAGGCUCUGGUCACGUGGAGCGCGCGAAGAUGGCGGCUGAGCGAGUGAUUGCAGACUCUGUGUCCUGGGGCCCUGAGGGAGAGAGUAAACACCCUUCAGGGUCUGGGCUAGCUGCUCCUCUUUGAGCCGCAGAAAGUUUUCCAAAGGAUGCAUGUAAAUGGUGAGAAGAUGACUGAUCAGCAGCGUAAACUACCAGAAUGGAUGGAGUCAGAAGAAAUAAAAGAAGCUGAAAGUCAGCAAAAGGUUUCUUCUACCAAGAAAAAUGCUCUAGAGGACAAACUUCCCUUCUUGGAGUUUCCUGGUUCCAUUGUAUGCAGUUAUGAAGCAAAUGACUGUUCUUUCCUAUCAGAAGAUUUAAGGUCUUUUAUUACGAAGCAAUCAGCAAUCGGAUUUGACAUAGAGUGGCCUCCGACAUAUAUAAAAGGAAAAGUUGGAAAAGUUGCACUUAUUCAGCUGUGUGCUUCUGAGAAAAAGUGCUACCUGUUCCAUAUCUCUUCCAUGUCAGGAUUUCCAAGUGGACUCAAAAGGUUGCUAGAAGAUGAAGCAAUUAAGAAGGUUGGUGUUGGAAUUGAUGGAGAUCAUUGGAAGCUAAUGAGAGACUAUGAUGUUAAACUCAAAGGUUUUGUGGAAUUAACUGACAUGGCUAAUCAAAAGGUAAAAUAUUAUUAAUUAAUGCAUCUUACUGUGGGCUA
Chiloscyllium plagiosum (whitespotted bambooshark) is the source of this 880-nucleotide messenger RNA. NCBI's taxonomy places the organism in Eukaryota, Metazoa, Chordata, Chondrichthyes, Orectolobiformes, Hemiscylliidae. The record is from RefSeq and is a predicted model, not a curated record.